Penicillium daleae is the source of this 2367-nucleotide messenger RNA. RefSeq lists its product as uncharacterized. The coding region runs from base 1 to 2367 and encodes 788 amino acids. The transcript has 12 exons. The record is from RefSeq and is a predicted model, not a curated record. NCBI's taxonomy places the organism in Eukaryota, Fungi, Ascomycota, Eurotiomycetes, Eurotiales, Aspergillaceae.
AUGGCUUCCACAGGGAGUGAAUCGGAUAGGAUUGAUGAGGAAAAUGAUCGUUUGAUUACGGAGCGGAUGAUACGGGAGGGAGAGAGCCAAUGGAGCCCCGAUCAACCAGGACCGACCUGGCUUACCGAGAGUAAGGGGCACCGUCUCAGUGCUACCGAUAUUGAAUACGUUGAGGAUCUACCAGAGUACCCGCAGACUAGUGAGGGUGGAUAUGCCUAUGUUAUCCCUGUCGGGGAACGCACAGCCGAGCAGGUUCAUGCAUUGAUCUUGACAACUGUACAGUACUCGUACCGUCAAGUCUACGCUAAUAAAGCCUGCAAGAAUGAUAGUUUUCGUGGUACUGACUACACACACUCACGAUAUACCUGCUCUGGUGCAUUUGUGUGUCAAUAUAGCGACCCAAUUAUUAGGUCAAUGUCGCACACAGCAGUUGACGAGGGUCUUUGGUCGACUAUUCAGGGUAUUCGGCAAAAUAUGCCCUUCAUAGAAGAUGAUCAAGUUCGCAGAGAGACAUAUACAUAUUUCUCUAGCACGCACACCCUUUUCCAGCGCGGUACUAGCUGUCAGGCUGCUUUACCUUCUUGUUUCCCAGUCCUUACGCAGAGCGCUGAUAGAACUCCGCUUGGUGGUUAUACCUACGCAGUAACAUGCGUAAACGAGCUUCAGCUUCCUGGCUAUCACUAUCGCUCAAACACAAUUGCUAGGGACGGGAGUAUUGACAUUAAGUUUCUGGGUAGCUUAUUGACUGGAGAGAUUCCUAGUCUUGUGGAGUCAUGCUGUGCGGUUGAAGGGACACUGAAACGUACUCCAAGAUGCGGAUACUCCCAUAUCCAAGGCCCUGGGCAAUGGGAGCGCUUAGGUUGUAAGGUUAGAUUCGACUGGCUUAUUCCCCAGGACCUUCAGAAAUGCCCGUUCUUCGUCUUUAUAUCCACUGGCCGCCAUCUCCACCCUCCAGUACCCCCGAAGCGGAGCCCUUCAGCUAUUGUCGAGGGUCUAAAGAGGUUGAUUACAAGGAUAAACAGACCAGAUCUUACAACAGGCAAAUUUCUCGCGAGCCCAGAGCUACAGAGAUUCUGUGAACAGCACCAGCAUCAUACGCUUACGGAACUUCAUGUUAGCUUCGUGAAUACAGAUCGACUUGGGGCUAUUAUUCGAAAGCAUCGCCUUCUAUCAUUUCCACAAGGCCAGAGUCUCAACGGGGUUCUGUUUGAACGUGAUAGGAAUUCGGAGAUGAGGGAUUAUACACGCGAAAUCUUUAACGAUCCUGAGGGUCCCAUGAUUAUCUGUCUAUUUACUGGACAAGCCCACCUCUUAACGAAGGCUUCAUCCUAUGAGGUUGAUAUGUCCUAUAGGCGCGUGAAAGAUAAGGAUAUAAAGGAGGUCGUUUUUGCAUCUUUCUUUCCUUCAAUUGGACGUAUCCGAACCCUCUGUCGCGUGUUUACAACACAAGAUACAAGGCUAGGCUACUACCGCUUAUUCAAGCGUGUAUAUACACUUCUCGAGCGUAUCACUAGGGUUAGGCCGCCAAUGCGUAUUAUCGAUGGAUUUGGACUUGAUAUGGUUGUUGCUGAUAUGUGUGCAAAGCAAUAUUUUGGGUUUGCCGAUUUUCUCCACGACUACGAUCCCGAGCACCGUGAUGGUAUAGUUUUAAUACGUCAGAUAGCUAUCUUCUGCCAUAUUCACUUUACUAGAGGGGUUGACGAUGCUCUGAGGCGUGCUGGUGGUGGUCAACCUGGUGUACGCCAACGAAUGCUGCAACUCCUUUAUGCCGAGGACCGGGAAGGGUAUAACGCAGUUAUCGACUUUUUAGAAGCUACUGAGCCCGCUCUCACUGACUGGGCUAAACAUAAGCGACAUGAGUGGGUUAUGUGUGGCCUAAAUCCAGCCUGUUCCGAUACACCACCUCCGUACUUUGAGGCAAUUCGUAAGAAUACGAAUGCUGUGGAGCAGACUUAUCAUAAAUCAAACGUUCGUGGGAGACAGCUUACGCUACUUGCAGCAAUUCUAAGUUCCCUUAAGCUCGACCGCCAGGACAUCCAGGAGUAUGACGUUCGUCAACGAUGGGCAAUCUCUAGUCGAUAUGCAGAUUCCUCAAGAGAAGCCUAUCUCACACGGCAUCUACAUACUGCGCAGCAGCGCCGUGUUAGCCGGAAUCGGACGCAACUUGAUAAUGAACCCCUUCUAGAUCGGGCUGAAGAGGAAAGACUUCAACUUGAGCUUCAAGACGCUGCACUUCAGAGGAUACGGCGACAGGCGGAAGAAGAGAAGCUACAAGCAGAGCUUAUCGAGGCAAAGGUCCGACGAUAUAAAGCGCAGAAAGAGCUAGAAGAAUUAGAGAAGGAAACUAGACACCCGGUAGAUAUCUGA